Molecule: messenger RNA, 1712 nt
Organism: Balaenoptera musculus (blue whale)
Lineage: Eukaryota; Metazoa; Chordata; Mammalia; Artiodactyla; Balaenopteridae
Gene: MRNIP
Product: MRN complex interacting protein
Exons: 7
Coding region: 513-1550 (345 amino acids)
Biological process (GO): mitotic G2 DNA damage checkpoint signaling
Cellular component (GO): nucleus
Molecular function (GO): chromatin binding
Source: RefSeq, a predicted model, not a curated record
CAGAGGUCCUGCAAAUUCCUACCGUGGGCCCCAGGGAGUGGGCCCGAGCAGGGAGGCGCCCUCCGGCUCCCUCUCCCCGACUUGAAGAAGCAGAAGAAACUGUACCAGCAAAGACCGGACCCCCAGCGGCGGCUGGAGACCCAGCCCUUGCAACUUCAAUCUUCCCAGGGAGCCCAGGCGGAAACGCUGGUUUGGAUAGAGGCGGGAACUGCUUCGGGCUGAGACAGACAACCGGUGACCUGACUGACGCAAACCCCAAACAACGCUCGACUGAGCAGCAGAGAUACGGCCCGAGUCCUGAGGUCGCCAGGGCUCCCAGCUGACCGCCGACUAACGCUGUGCUUCUCCGUGGCCCAAGUGCACACUAGAGGCGAAGCUCGAGUGGGCCCGAGCGCAGGGCGCACGCUCUCCAGGGGCGGUGCCGGAGACCAGAGGGGCCCCAGUGCCUGAAGCGGGCGGAGCCAGGGCGGACAGGGUAGCGCGGCGCACGCGCGGCGGCGACGGCGGUCGCAAUGGCGCCCCCUCAGCGGGUUCGGGUGUUGCGGUGCUCCUGCUGCCGCCUCUUCCAGGCGCACCAGGUGAAAAAGAGUCUCAAAUGGACAUGCAAAGCUUGUGGAGAGAAGCAGUCAUUUUUGCGGGCUUACGGUGAGGGCUCUGGUGCUGACUGUAGACACCACGUCCAAAAAUUAAAUCUGCUGCAGGGACAGAUUUCAGAGAUGUCACUCAGUCUUUCCCUAAGGUCUCUGGAAGAAUCCAGAAAUGCUGACGAGGAGGAAAAUGCACGUCCUCGGCAGCCUGCGCCUGCAAGUCUGCAGGAAAAACUCCAGCCCUCAAAGAACCGCUGGCUGAAGUAUCUGGAAAGGGACUCCAAGGAACUGGAGCUGGAAGAAGGAGGAGUGUGUUUCAACAGGCAGCCCUCAUCCAAGAGAGAGAAGCCAGACCCUCCCUUCAGUACAAGCCUGCCUAGAAAAAGGAAACGGAGCCAGAGCACAGUCCAGCCUCCAUGCAGCCCUAAUGUCCAGGACUCCAGGAACUGUGAGGUCACCUUGAAGUCCCUGAAGGACCACACUGGCCUGACAGGGAAGGUCACAGAAGGAAGCAGUCGGAAGGACUGGGACACCAGGGAGCUCGUCGUUCCUCGGGGGAAACCACCGUAUCCUGCCCAGCACGUCAGGACCAUGUCUCCUAUGUGGGAACAAUUUCUUCCGCCACUUGGAAACAGCUCACGUUUGGAAACGGAGCCCCUGACCCCCCUGCAAAGAGGCCCCAGGCCAGCCCGGGCAGCACGGGCUGAGCAGGGGACCCCCAGGACCCACACCCCAAGUGAAGGAGGCCUCUGCAGGACCCCUGGUGCACUCCAGCCCCCUCAGGCUACACACACUCCCACGCCUGGGCCCAAGAGGCUCUGCGGAAAGACCCCCGAGCAGUCAGGGGGCACAGGCCCUUGGGCAGAGGGUGGGCCCUUGGUCAAAGGGGUGCAGGAGCCUUCUUCACUCGUGCGACUGUGUGACCUCUUUAAAACCGGAGAGGACUUUGAUGAUGAUCUGUGAAUUGAAACUAAUGUGUUACUAAUGUAGACGUAUUUGUUACGUGAGCCCUUCUCCACUUGAUCUCUGUGCCACCGGAAACAGGGCUCCCCAAGUUGCUUUUAAAUAGUAGGACUAAGGAUGACUUAUGGGAACUACCAAGAACCAACAAUAAACAUGACUAUC